Andrographis paniculata is the source of this 685-nucleotide messenger RNA. Its product is annotated as dof zinc finger protein DOF1.5-like. The record is from RefSeq and is a predicted model, not a curated record. The transcript has a single exon. Lineage: Eukaryota; Viridiplantae; Streptophyta; Magnoliopsida; Lamiales; Acanthaceae. Gene Ontology annotation, biological process: regulation of DNA-templated transcription. Bases 62 to 541 code for a protein of 159 amino acids. Gene Ontology annotation, molecular function: DNA binding; DNA-binding transcription factor activity.
UGCUUGUGCACCAAACACAGAUUGAAAUUGUUGCAGUACAAUCUUUAAUUUGCAGUGUAAUAUGGAUAAGGUCCAACAAAAUGACGUCAUCCCAUCAUCAUCAGGGAUAAAAUUGUUUGGCGCCACGAUUUCGUUGUCGAUCCAGCAUACGGCGGCGACGGAAAUUGGCGACGCAACGGCGGAAAAGAAGCCGGAGAAGACGAUCCAGUGCCCCAGGUGCAAAAGCAUGGACACCAAAUUCUGUUACUUCAACAACUACAAUGUUAAUCAGCCUCGACACUUCUGUAAGGGCUGCCAGCGCUAUUGGACCGCCGGCGGCGCCCUCCGGAACGUGCCCGUCGGAGCCGGCCGCCGGAAAACCAAGCCGCCUCGCCCGGAUGGGUUCCUGUACGAUGAGACCGGCGGCGCUGUGGAGGUGCAGCUGGAUUAUUUCGAGGCGGUGCAGCUGGAGUGGCAUGCGGCGGAGCACGGCGGUUUUGGGUGUAUUUAUGAUCCGGUCAAGCGGCGGAGAUUCGCCGCCGCCGAUUGUCACGGAGGUUAGGGAUAUUUCUCUCCGGUGGGUGGUCGUGUAAUUUCAAAUUCCAAAAAGAAAAAAUAAAAAUAAAGAUAUUCUGAUAUGUUGUGUAAUUUUUAGGUAAAUAAAAUAACUGUGUUUUAGAAUAUGUAUAUAUAUUUAUUUAACUAU